AUGGAUGGUGAUGACAAAAAAAGAGGUACAGAAGGAGGGAAGACGGGAAACCAGACUACUGAGGACGCUGGUGAUGAGGACAAAUGGACCAAAAACAAGCACAAUAAGCUGGAGAAGGAGAGCAGCGAGAAGGAGCCCAGCAAAAGGAAGAGCCGGUCCUGUCGGUGGAGGAAUGGCUGCGCCCUGUCCGAACGCAUCGCCAUCAACGUGUCCGGGAUGCGUUACGAGACCCACCUCCGCACUCUCUCCCAGUUCCCAGACUCCCUGCUGGGUGACCCCAAGCGGCGACUCCGCUACUUUGACCCCCUGAGGAACGAACUCUUCCUCGACAGGAGCCGCGUGUGCUUCGAUGCCAUCCUCUACUUCUACCAGUCCGGCGGGAGGCUGCGGAGGCCCACCAACAUCCCACUGGACAUCUUCUUGGAGGAGCUGCGGUUCUAUGAGCUUGGAGAGGAGACCAUCAGCCGCUUUAAGGAGGACGAAGGCUUCAUCAAGGAGGAGGAGAGGCCACUACCCACCAACAAUCUGCAGCGUCGCCUCUGGAUGCUGUUCGAGUAUCCUGAGUCCUCCAGCGGAGCCCGCAUCAUCGCCAUCAUCAGCGUCAUGGUGAUUGUGAUCUCCAUUCUCAUCUUCUGCCUGGAGACUCUGCCUGAGUUCAGGAAUGAGAAAGAACAGCGGGAGCAAUACACGACCGUACCUCACCCCACCAUCGCCAAUGAAACCAUCCUGAUCCCCCCCGUCUUUAACCCCUUCCUGGAUCCCUUCUUCAUCGUGGAAACGAUCUGCAUCUGCUGGUUCUCCUUUGAACUCGUCAUGCGCUUCCUCUGCGCCCCGAGCAAGGUGCACUUUUUCAAAGACUUCAUGAACACCAUUGACUUCUUCGCCAUCAUUCCCUACUUCAUCACUCUGGGCACGGAGCUGGCCAAGGACAAGGGGACGCAGCCGUCCGUGUCUCUGGCCCUCAUCAGAGUCAUCAGGCUGGUCAGGGUCUUCAGGAUCUUCAAGCUUUCUCGUCACUCCAAGGGCCUCCAGAUCCUGGGCCAGACGCUGAAGGCCAGCCUCCGAGAGCUCGCCCUGCUCAUCUUCUUCCUCUUCAUCGGCGUCAUCCUCUUCUCUUCUGCUGUCUACUUCGCUGAGGUGGACAGUCCCAAAACAGCGUUCACCAGCAUCCCGGAGGCCUUCUGGUGGGCUGUGGUCUCCAUGACGACGGUUGGUUACGGGGACAUGUACCCGGAGACGGUCGGUGGAAAACUGGUGGGCUCGAUGUGUGCCAUUGCAGGGGUGCUCACCAUUUCCCUGCCCGUGCCUGUCAUUGUGUCCAACUUCAGUUACUUCUACCACAGAGAGACUGAGUGUGAGGACACUACGGAGUUCCAACACGUCUCCACAUCACUCUGGGAAAAUAACCAGGAGGACGACGGGGAUGAUGACGUGAUGGACGAGGGGACUGGAAACACGGGGGACUCUGCCCCCCUGUAUGGGCAGAGCAGUCCCCUCAACAGGACUCAACUGGAUCAGAGAGAAGUGAACCUCAAGCAACCUCUGGUCACUCAGGUCUGACGUACAGCAGAUGAGCAGAUUCCUCUGUUGUGGAGAACCCCGGUUCAUGCCUCUCAUGGGCUCAUGGCUUUAACAUUUCUGGCCCCUGCAUGAUUAUAUUUGACUUACAAGUACACAAUAGUCAUCUGCUCUCUGUGAGUAAAUAAAGGUUCAUCUUCGCGCUGCUGUUUUAAAUGCACAUCAAAGUCCAGAUGAAUCCAAGAACAGUAGGUAAUCUGCUUCGCAGCCGCUUCACAGAAUCAAAAGGAAUUACUUUUAUUUCAUUAUACCUGCGUUUUUAAAAAAUCUAAUAUGUCCAAUAUGCCAGAAAUCAAAGCCUUAAAUGAAAGCAAAGCGCACAUUAAAGAAGAGUGUAACACAAGCCUCCUAUAAAAUCACAUCCCUCACAUCCUCCAGCAGAUGCUUCCUGCCAAUAGCUAAUUCGACUGUUAUGGGUAUGAAGCUGUACCCUAACAUCUGCUGGAUGCAUGUCAGCGCCCGGCUGCAGUUUGCUUUGGUUGAUGUCAUUAACCCGAGGCUCCACGUCCAAACUCUACUGUCAAUGUCUUAAUAAUUGCUUCUUCUUUAUUGUUACUUUAACUUUGCUCAAGCUCUGUCCUUACAACAGCUGUUGUGAGAUCCGCAUAUAUUCCUAGGGCUGAGGACAGUACGUGUAUGUAGCUGAAUCUUUCACUUUAAUAAAGAUGGAGUUUUAUCACGCAUGUCAUGGAUUUCUAAAUUCCUUCCACAUGGCUCACCAGGUUAUGGAGAGGCUGCACUAAUCUAAACAACUUUUAAAAGCAUCCCAGUGGAUGGUUAAGUAAUAUUAGACAAAUUCAAACUCUAUACUGGACUUUAGAGUUAUAGUUUUAAAACUAGAAACUAUUUAAAAAGCCAGUGAGGUGCACAGUACAUGUAUGUGCGGCGUGUCUGUUCUCUUCUGUCUCAUGUGAUGAGUGCUUCAACCUCUAGAUGUCAGACUGUGUAUUGAGACAGCAGAGCUGAACAGACUCAUUCAGAACAUAUGAUCCACAAGACUUAAAUCAUGUCACAUCUAUUCUCUCUGCUAUAUGUACAUAUGGUUUAUGUAGGAAAUCCUUCCUACUAGUGUGGUCAUGCAAAUAUGAUUAUUGUGAGCAUUUACAGCAUUUACUUAAAAUUAAAUACAGAUGUUUGGAAGAAACCUUUUACUGGUCUUUGUUACUGUUAAAUUCGACGAGAAUUAAACGACAAAAAGCGAAUAUAAGUUUAAGUGAUGGUAUAAAUGAAUCCUGUGGAAAAGUACACAACAGAAACAGGCAAUGGAAAAACACAUCCCUAUUAAUACAAUGAUUGCUGAUCCCAGGCAGAUCCUGAACAGCAGCAACCUGUGAGCUAUUAGUUCAUUACAGCGUAAAACAGUUUCCAGGAUCUUGAUGACAAAUUCACUUUGCAGAAUCAAAGCAAGACUGGAGUGAAGCAGUGUGACAGCAGAGAAUGGUGAAAUGAUGCACUUAAUAAUAUCUGAAAUAUUCUGAUCUAAACUGAGGCUAAUCUGUGAUCUAAUUACUACACAAUAACUAUAUCCAUCCACAGAGUCUGGCGGGACAAAUGUUACUCAUUAUUCGUGUGCUCAGAUCAAGUCAUAAACAUAGACAGAAUCAUUUUAUACUGUAUUUUCCUCUGGCACGUUUUAAACAAAAAUAAUCUGUUGUGAAUCAGUGUAUUGUUUAUACUGGAUGGAGUGAAAUAGAAGAAGAAGAAAGAGAAAUAUUUGUUGUAGUAGUAAUAUUUGACUUUGAUUCAUUUAAAAAUUCAUUGAAUUGUUUUGGUUCAUCUUCAGCUUCAACAUUAAUAAAAGAUUACUCAAAGA
This is a messenger RNA of Betta splendens (Siamese fighting fish), 3391 nucleotides long. RefSeq names its product potassium voltage-gated channel subfamily A member 1-like. Bases 1 to 1560 code for a protein of 519 amino acids. Lineage: Eukaryota; Metazoa; Chordata; Actinopteri; Anabantiformes; Osphronemidae. The record is from RefSeq and is a predicted model, not a curated record. Gene Ontology annotation, cellular component: voltage-gated potassium channel complex; membrane. Gene Ontology annotation, molecular function: protein binding; delayed rectifier potassium channel activity. Gene Ontology annotation, biological process: protein homooligomerization; potassium ion transmembrane transport. The transcript has 2 exons.